Messenger RNA from Orbicella faveolata, 931 nucleotides. RefSeq lists its product as uncharacterized. NCBI's taxonomy places the organism in Eukaryota, Metazoa, Cnidaria, Anthozoa, Scleractinia, Merulinidae. The record is from RefSeq and is a predicted model, not a curated record.
AAUCCUGCUGUGCCAUUCAUCUUCCAUUGAAGUUGUUGUCCACAAAGGUAGUCCCACUCUUGAGUUGGCAGAAAGUUUAAAGUCAAAGCUAUCUUUGUCUGCAAAUGUCAGCAAUGACACCUUUGUCGUGAGCUGUGCCCAUGCAGUACGUAGGCAGCUGGGAUUGUUGCUUGAGUCUAUGCGAAAUGAGUUUUGUUGGCUGAAGAGCAUGAAAUAUGAAGAAUGUUUCCUCUGUCCAAUCUGUUGUCAGGGAGGUGAGUUUUACUACUGUCGCGAACAUUCUGCACAAGGUUGCAAGCAAGAGGAAUGUCUGCACUUCUGGUCCGAGUUUGAGUUGCACAAUGUCGAGACGAAAUUUUGCACCAAGUCUGCUGUUGCAGAGGACAUUAGUGUUCAGGUCGAGCAGUUUGCACCAUGGCUGGCGCCUAUAGGAAAUCAGCGAACACUUGGCGAAAGUGAUGGAAGAAGCAUAGCAUCCGUGGAAGGAAGUAAAGAAAUUGCCAUUCCUGAUCAGGUUCUAGGAGCUCUUUUGUCACAGUCAUGUGAUGCCAAAGAGACUGAACUUCAGCUGAGAAAGACUAUAAAGGUAGAGGACGCCUCUCUGGAACAGCCAGAUUCUGAGACCAAGACAAUGAUUCGUUGCUUAGCAAGGAAAGCUAAAGAGUCAAACAGACUUGAUGUGUUCCACCAUUUGAGAGAGAUUACACCAGCUGGAUGUACCGGUCCCUUGUUGUCUGAACACCUUGAUAUUCGAAGCAUCCCAGUUUCCAAGGGAAGAGAACUUACAAUUGACUUGAGUGGUAAGUUAUGCUGGUUGUGCUGAACAGGGGCGUGACCGCAAUUUCUAAAAUGUAAAUGGACCUUUCCCGCAUUCUACUACAGUGUGUAAGAACAAUAACGCCAGAACGAGGUUGGGGUGGACGUUUUCGUA